Messenger RNA from Biomphalaria glabrata, 2382 nucleotides. RefSeq lists its product as uncharacterized. Gene Ontology annotation, molecular function: DNA-binding transcription factor activity. The transcript is spliced from 4 exons. NCBI's taxonomy places the organism in Eukaryota, Metazoa, Mollusca, Gastropoda, Planorbidae. The record is from RefSeq and is a predicted model, not a curated record. The coding region runs from base 427 to 1323 and encodes 298 amino acids. Gene Ontology annotation, biological process: regulation of DNA-templated transcription.
GACUGGACGCGGUUGACUACAUCAUUUUCUAAAUUUAGCAUAGGUAUUGCACCAUAACUAUUUUGUCACGUGACCAGGUGAUAUUUGUUGUAGGAACAUCAGUCAGACAUAUUUAGAGUAGGGGCUUGAAAACAUCUUAAGAGAAGGACAAGUAGAACGCCAGCUGGGCCGUGGCUUCUUCGCGUUUAUCAAUCACGGAAGAAUUUUUGGAACAGGAUAAUUUAAACAUAGAUCUAGAUCUACUUUCACAGUUUACUGAUUCCACGGCUUUUGCAGAGGCAUCUACAGGGUUUAAUUGUGGUCAGGAGACAAAUAUGGAAGAGGAAAUGAGCUUUUACGAGGACGUUGACUUAGAUCUACCUCACUCUCUUGACGAGUUGGUUGACUUGCUGGAUAUCAAGGCGGGCCCUGAAACCUUGGGUUCCCAUGAUAUCCAGCACUUCCCUACGUUCGCCUCAGAAGACAUGUGGCCUAUUUGACACAGGCUUUGCUGGUGGCGCCCAUGAUGUCACCAGCCAGGACUCCAAUGAUAUCAGUGAUCUAUUUUCUGACUCUGCCACUUACAGCAUAGAUAAUCCUGGAACUUCUAAAUUGGAUUUAGGGAAUGAUAAUUUUUUGAUGGAUAGCUGGGAUCUCCUUGACCCUCUUGGAGAUUUAGAGGCUGAUCAUCUUGGCAACGACAGCCUGGAUGCAUUUAUAAACUUAGACACAAUUCUAGCAGGAGAAAAUUUGUUUGAUGUGACUGCAGAAGUAAGUCCAGUAAUCGACAUAUCACCAGGCAACAUGAAACAAGCUAUUGGUGAAAUGAGUAUACAAACAAGCUCGACAGAAACUGCUAACACAACUGUUGUUAAGGAAAUACCAUUACUUACAUCUCGAAAACGUAAAUUAUCAAAUACUAAAACAAAAGAGACUGUACUUAAGACAAGUAUGUUUGAAAUCCCUGCAAGACUUGAAAAAAAAGUAGCAGCGGUCGACACACAGCUUGAUCAUGAUUACACUGCCAAAUUAUUAAAGCUCUCUCAAGAUAAUACCUCAACUUCUCAAUUCAAUAAUUUAAGCCACGAUUCGGAGUACAGCUCAAGCUCUAUAACGCAGGGUCAAGAAUGUGGUAUCACUGAUAAACAAGCUGUUAGGAGGAUGAAAAACAACGUUGCCUCUAAACGAUCAAGAGAACAGCGGAAACAAAAAUUUGUGGAAAUGGACCAAGAGGCAGAAGAUCUAAUAGUAGCUAAUGAAACAUUGAGGAAGAAAAUAGUUGAACUUGAAAAGUUGGCUCAAGAAAUGAAAGCACAGUUGGUUGCCAAAAUGUCUGGGAAAUAAAGAAUGGUUUAAAAUAAUCUUAUUUUCCAUUAAACCCAAGAAAAGGUCCUUGGUAUAAGUAUUGUGCUUCAGUGCUCUGUGAAUUAAUUCUGAUCCUCAAGCUUUGAUUGGAAGGAGUAGAAAUAGAUGACAAAAUGUUAUCAUUUAUAGACGGGGCCCUUAACGAUCCUUUAACUUAUUGUAAACCUGUUUGUUGUUGUUUUAUAUGUAAUAUACUGUAAAAAGAUUGUUUUUUUUUUUCAUUCACUUGUCAUUAUAAAUGUUAUAUUGCUUUUUGUUUUUCUUGCAACUUUCCAUUAGGCAUCAUGAAACUCAUUUGUUUUAAGUUUAUAGAUGCUGGAAAGUGCCCCCACUCCCUCUCCCAAUGCAAACAUUCUUUUUUUACAUUUUGACCUGUGUUAUUAUAUUUUUGUUUCAUUUUUUGUAUGCUUGUACGGAUAUGUAGACAACCCAAACAAGUGUUUAUAGCCCUUGUUCUAUAAUGAUAUCAUUUUAACAUUUAUCUCUUCUGUAAACUUCCUUUUGUAUUGCACCCAGCCAAUGUUCUGCUGUUAAGUACUUUGAAAACAUGUCCCAUUCAAAAGACAAACUCUGCAGUAUAGGUGAUCAGCUGACUUGCAUUCAACUAAAUGGAAGCAUUCUAUGUUAUUGGUCUAUAAUUGCAUUCUUUUAAUGUUAUUGAAAGAUGUUGCACACACCAAUUAAAAUUGCAAACAACUGUACCAAUAAAACAUAACUAUCAAUGUAAAACUUUGAACUUUUACUAGAACUAGUCUAGGCUUACAUCUUGACUUUUGAACACUUACUAGUACCGGUACUAGAACUGGUCUAGGCUUAUGUCUUGACGUGUUGAUUUUAUUCUUUAAAAAAAAAAAGCUUAUUGAGACAUAAUUUUUAAAAUGUAUCUGGAUUGAGUAGAAAUUUGUAUCACUACAUGGCCAUUUUUUAUUUUUCUAUUUUGUUCCCAGAAUUUAACACUGUGAUAUUUUUUAUUUUAGGACAUCGUUUUAAAAUCUUACAAAGUUAAUAUAAUAAAAUGGUCAAAACUUUAAAACUUUA